Astyanax mexicanus (Mexican tetra) is the source of this 660-nucleotide messenger RNA. Its product is annotated as dynein heavy chain. The transcript has 4 exons. The annotation marks the transcript as partial. NCBI's taxonomy places the organism in Eukaryota, Metazoa, Chordata, Actinopteri, Characiformes, Acestrorhamphidae. The record is from RefSeq and is a predicted model, not a curated record.
CAUUUUAUUAAUUACUCAUCCCUACAUUUUAUUAAUUACUCAUCACUACAUUCUAUUAAUUACUCAUCACUACAUUUUAUUAAUUACUCAUCACUACAUUUUAUUAAUUACUCAUCCCUACAUUUUAUUAAUUACUCAUCACUACAUUCUAUUAAUUACUCAUCACUACAUUCUAUUAAUUACUCAUCACUACAUUUUAUUAAUUACUCAUCAUCACUACAUUCCAUUAAUUACUCACUACAUUCUAUUUAUUACUCAUCACUACAUUCUAUUAAUCACCCAUCACUACGUUCUAUUAAUUACUCAUCACAACAUUCUAUUAAUUACUCAUCACUACAUUCCAUUAAUUACUCACUACAUUCUAUUUAUUACUCAUCAUCACUACAUUCCAUUAAUUACUCACUACAUUCUAUUUAUUACUCAUCACUACAUUCCAUUAAUUACUCAUCACAACAUUCUAUUUAUUACUCAUCACUACAUUCCAUUAAUUACUCAUCACUACAUUCCAUACAUUCCAUGACAUCAACUCCAGUUCACACGUGGCCAAACGUGGGCUAUCCGUUUAAGGAGGAGCGUUGCUGCCACUUCUCCUGUACUUUGCUCCCCUCGAGCUCAGCUCAGCUCAGCUCAGAUAACGUGAGGAAGCUUAAAGGUCUCUAG